Messenger RNA from Paraphaeosphaeria sporulosa, 489 nucleotides. RefSeq lists its product as uncharacterized. The transcript has 3 exons. The record is from RefSeq and is a predicted model, not a curated record. Bases 1 to 489 code for a protein of 162 amino acids. NCBI's taxonomy places the organism in Eukaryota, Fungi, Ascomycota, Dothideomycetes, Pleosporales, Didymosphaeriaceae.
AUGCCUCCCAAGAAGGUCGUAGCUACCAAGGGCGACGCCGGUGACGAUGGCGACAAGUUCAGCUGGACCGCCGAGAACGAGCGCAAGCUCCUCCUCUUCAUGAUCGGCACCACCAGCUUCACCAAGGAGGACACCGAGCGCCUCGCCGAGCACGCGUUCAAUGGUGGGUUGCUCACCACACCACCUACAUCCACAACGCUAAUCUGUAACACAGGCCCCUCCGCGAACGCCAUCAAGCAGCGCGCAAACAAGAUCCGCAUCGAGCACCGUGCGCUUUACGAGGAGCACGGUUGGCCGGCGCCGGACGGCAAGCCCGCUGUCAAGGCCGCCACCCCCAAGACCAAGAAGCGCGGCGCUGCCGACGGCACCGACGACGCUCCCGCGACGCCCUCCAAAAAAGGCAAGAAGGGCAAAGCUGCUGAGGAUGGUGAUGGUCCCAGCAACGAUCUCGACCGCGGUAUCAAGGCCGAGGCUGUGGAAGAGAUCUGA